GGGCCCGGAAGUAGUAUUUCCUUUGCUGCCGGUCGAGUGUAAGAUGUUUUAGUUAAUUUAAGCCCCGUUAUUUCUUACUUACAAACGUUAGUUAAAUCACAGCCCGGAAAGGUUCUUGUGGAUGUCCGUGUGAUGGUCCGAGAUGAGCGUCACUCUGGAUAUAAGACUGAAAAGAGCGAACAAAGUUUACCAUGAAGGGGAAUCGGUGGCCGGCGUCGUCCUGCUGGUGUGUAAGGAGGCCGUGCAGCACCACGGCAUCACCCUCAACAUGGAGGGGCUGGUCAACCUGCAGCUGAGCUCCAAGAGCGUCGGCGUCUUCGAGGCCUUCUACAACUCUGUCAAGCCCAUCCAGCUGAUCAGCAGUAACGUCGAGGUGGCCAAAGCAGGAAAGAUCCCAGCAGGGAAGACGGAGAUCCCCUUCGAGUUCCCUCUGAGCACCAAAGGAAACAAAGUUCUGUACGAGACCUACCACGGCGUCUUCGUCAACAUCCAGUACACCCUCCGCUGUGACAUGAAGCGCCCCCUGCUGGCCAAAGACCUGAGCAGGAACUGUGAGUUCAUCGUCCACUCUCAGCCUCAGAAAGCUAAAGUUGUCCCGACUCCGGUCAACUUCACCAUCACGCCGGCAACCCUGCAGAACACACGCGAGAGGAGUUUACUGCCAAAGUUUCUGGUCCGAGGCCAUUUGGACGCCACCAGCUGUGUGAUCAGCCGGCCGCUGAGCGGCGAGCUGGUGGUGGAGAACUCGGAGGUCCCCAUCAAGAGCAUCGAGCUGCAGCUCGUGAGGGUGGAGACCUGCGGUUGUGCGGAAGGUUAUGCCAGGGACGCCACAGAGAUCCAGAACAUCCAGAUCGCUGAAGGCGACGUCUGCCACGGCCUCCCGAUUCCCGUCUACAUGGUUUUCCCUCGGCUGUUCACCUGCCCCACGCUGGAGACCACCAACUUCAAAGUGGAGUUCGAAGUCAACGUGGUGAUCGUGCUGCAUGACGAUCACCUGAUCACAGAGAACUUCCCACUGAAGCUCUGCAGAGUCUGAGGUCCUGCAGCUCUGUGACCCAACGGUUCCUCUGAUGAUCAAACGCGACUUCACCGUCUUCAAUGUUUGACUAAGACGUUUUAUGUUUUUCAAGUUGUCUUGUUUUGACUGUAGUAACAAGUUUCAUUAUCCAAAGUCCUUGAUAAUCACAUUGAGGUAGUUUGAUCAAUAUCCUCGUCCACAAUUAACUAACUGGAUUCUGAUUUAGUAUUUAAUAUUAACCAGACAUCUUUGCUAUUUAUCAUGUACAUGAUUCCAUGUUGUCUUUUUAAAUUGUGUUGUUUUGUUGUUCAGACUAAAUGACUUAAUGUUUUGUUCAUGUAAUAUUUUGACAUGUAAACUUACUUUUUUCUUGGUACUUUUCACAUGCACUUGAAACCAUGAGUUCAUAAAUAUCCCUUCAGCACUUGUGACCGAUGAUCAAAGUCAAACUGUAAUCUCCAUUUUCUUACUUGCUUUAUUAAAAUAAAAACAUUUAAACAUAA
This is a messenger RNA of Gasterosteus aculeatus aculeatus (three-spined stickleback), 1521 nucleotides long. It is a transcript of the gene vps26c, whose product is annotated as VPS26 endosomal protein sorting factor C. The record is from RefSeq and is a predicted model, not a curated record. NCBI's taxonomy places the organism in Eukaryota, Metazoa, Chordata, Actinopteri, Perciformes, Gasterosteidae. Gene Ontology annotation, biological process: intracellular protein transport.